Messenger RNA from Rhipicephalus microplus (southern cattle tick), 1336 nucleotides. RefSeq names its product store-operated calcium entry-associated regulatory factor-like. Gene Ontology annotation, biological process: regulation of store-operated calcium entry. NCBI's taxonomy places the organism in Eukaryota, Metazoa, Arthropoda, Arachnida, Ixodida, Ixodidae. Gene Ontology annotation, cellular component: endoplasmic reticulum membrane. The record is from RefSeq and is a predicted model, not a curated record.
UAGUUUCGGUCUCGGAGUCGGGCUGGCGAGGCGUCGUCGUCUUCGCGCUGUUGUAACUUCAGUGUUGGUCAUGUUCGGCGUCGUUCAAACAGCGCUGUAGCACCGUUUAUGCGGUUUAGUGGUGUCGGCUCCGUAGCUACAUACGAUGCGUGUUUUUUAGGUUCGGUAUUGUUGGAAGAUUCGGCGUGUUGUGAUGUGCCUCGGUGUGCUCUGACAUCGCAUCUCGAAGAAACGCCUGUUCGAUUGUCGGAACAAUGUCGGCCCGGACAUUUAGCUCGCGUACGUCGCUAGCUCUUUCACUGGCAGUCAUCUUACUACUUAUCGACCCAGCACACCCGUGGGGAGGGAAGAAAGUGAAGCUCAAGGACGUUGAAGUGCUCACGCUUCGACAGGGACAGUACACAACAGGUCGCAGGUCAAGCCCUGUGCCUCAGCUGACCUGCCUCGGCGGCAGUGCAGGCUGCCAGAAUGCGCCUGCUGUUGUUCAGUGCUACAACCGAGGCAGUGACGGCUAUAGCACUCAGUGGGAGUGCAAGGCCGACAUGAGCAAGUCUCAAAAGUUUGGAACAGUCGAAGUGACAUGCGAAGGCUAUGAUUACGCCGACGAUGAUUACAUCUUGGCUGGAUCAUGUGGUUUGGAGUACCGAUUGGAGAAAACUGGGUAUGGUGGCGGCUCAACAUACGAUUCGUAUAAGCACUCAGCGUACACCUAUGGUUCCAAAUCUGGUUCAACCUUUCAAACAAUCCUCUUCCUUGCUGUGGUCGCGUUCGUCAUCUACGCAAUAUACCGGACUUGCCUCGCUCCUGGCAUGGAUGAUGCCCCUCCGGCCUACGAUGACGGUCCCCCGCCAGACUAUCCAGGCCCUCCGAGAGGAGGAGGCUUCUUUGGCAGCGGCUUCUUUGGUGGCGGUGGCAGAGGUGGUGGCGUGCCCCCGCCUCCAGGCUUCAGACCUGCUUAUCAAACUGAUGCCAGCUGUGGCUCAGCUCGUGCCCACGGUGCCGGUGGCGUAGGUGGUGGUGGAUUCUGGACUGGGGCGGCCGCAGGCGGCCUGCUGGGAUAUCUCUUGGGAAACAGCAAUAAUGCAGGCUACAGUACUGGGUAUGGAUACCCCAGGGAGGGAACGUUUCGCCCCUCUCCGUCAUUCAGCACAUCAUCAUUUGGCGGUGCUUCAACGUCGAGUGAAACACAUACAUCCUCUGGUUUUGGAGGCACACGUCGAAGGUAGUCAAGAUGGUGCCCAACCAAAAUUCUGAUGCACAGCCUCAUCAAGCACCGAUCUCCCCAUUGUGAUCACCCGAAAUCUUGUCAUUGAAAUAAAAUUAUUUUACCUUUGCA